AUGAAGAAACUGAGUAUAAGGAAGCUGAGGAUGAGGAAAAAGAGGAUGAAGAAAUUGAGGAUGAGGAAACAGGAUGAAGAAGCUGAGGAUGAGGAAGCUGAGGAUGAAGAAGUUGAGGAUGAGGAGACUGAGGAUGAAGAAGUUGAGGAUGAGGAAUCUGAGGAUGAGGAAACUGAAUAUAAGGAAGCUGAGGAUAAGGAAAAAGAGGUUGAGGAAACUGAGGAUGAGGAAGAUGAGGAAACUGAGGAUGAAGAAACUAAGUAUAAGGAAGCUGAGGAUGAGGAAAAAGAGGAUGAAGAAAUUGAGGAUGAGGAAACUGAGGAUGAAGAAGCUGAGGAUGAGGAAGCUGAGGAUGAAGAAGUUGAGGAUGAGGAGACUGAGGAUGAAGAAGUUGAGGAUGAGGAGACUGAGGAUGAAGAAGUUGAGGAUGAGGAGACUGAGGAUGAAGAAGUUGAGGAUGAGGAGACUGAGGAUGAAGAAGUUGAGGAUGAGGAGACUGAGGAUGAAGAAGCUGAGGAUGAGGAAUCUGAAUAUAAGGAAGCUGAGGAUAAGGAAAAAGAGGUUGAGGAAACUGAGGAUGAGGAAGAUGAGGAAACUGAGGAUGAAGAAACUAAGUAUAAGGAAGCUGAGGAUGAGGAAAAAGAGGAUGAAGAAAUUGAGGAUGAGGAAACUGAGGAUGAAGAAGCUGAGGAUGAGGAAGCUGAGGAUGAAGAAGUUGAGGAUGAGGAGACUGAGGAUGAAGAAGUUGAGGAUGAGGAGACUGAGGAUGAAGAAGUUGAGGAUGAGGAGACUGAGGAUGAAGAAGUUGAGGAUGAGGAGACUGAGGAUGAAGAAGUUGAGGAUGAGGAGACUGAGGAUGAAGAAGUUGAGGAUGAGGAGACUGAGGAUGAAGAAGUUGAGGAUGAGGAGACUGAGGAUGAAGAAGCUGAGGAUGAGGAAACUGAAUAUAAGGAAGCUGAGGAUAAGGAAAAAGAGGUUGAGGAAACUGAGGAUGAGGAAGAUGAGGAAACUGAGGAUGAAGAAACUGAGUAUAAGGAAGCUGAGGAUGAGGAAAAAGAGGAUGAAGAAAUUGAGGAUGAGGAAACUGAGGAUGAGGGAGCUGAGGAUGAGGAAGCUGAGGAUGAAGAAGCUGAGGAUGAGGAGACUGAGGAUGAAGAAGUUGAGGAUGAGGAGACUGAGGAUGAAGAAGUUGAGGAUGAGGAGACUGAGGAUGAAGAAGCUGAGGAUGAGGAAUCUGAGGAUGAGGAAACUGAAUAUAAGGAAGCUGAGGAUAAGGAAAAAGAGGUUGAGGAAACUGAGGAUGAGGAAGAUGAGGAAACUGAGGAUGAAGAAACUGAGUAUAAGGAAGCUGAGGAUGAAGAAAUUGAGGAUGAGGAAACUGAGGAUGAGGGAGCUGAGGAUGAGGAAGCUGAGGAUGAAGAAGCUGAGGAUGAGGAGACUGAGGAUGAAGAAGUUGAGGAUGAGGAGACUGAGGAUGAAGAAGUUGAGGAUGAGGAGACUGAGGAUGAAGAAGCUGAGGAUGAGGAAUCUGAGGAUGAGGAAACUGAAUAUAAGGAAGCUGAGGAUAAGGAAAAAGAGGUUGAGGAAACUGAGGAUGAGGAAGAUGAGGAAACUGAGGAUGAAGAAACUGAGUAUAAGGAAGCUGAGGAUGAGGAAAAAGAGGAUGAAGAAAUUGAGGAUGAGGAAACUGAGGAUGAGGGAGCUGAGGAUGAAGAAACUGAGGAUGUGGAAACUGAGGAUGAAGAAGCUGAGGAUGAGGAAGCUGAGGAUGAGGAAGCUGAGGAUGAGGAGGUUAUUUGUUGGAAGACCAUGAAGCUGUAA
Molecule: messenger RNA, 1821 nt
Organism: Hemibagrus wyckioides
Lineage: Eukaryota; Metazoa; Chordata; Actinopteri; Siluriformes; Bagridae
Exons: 1
Coding region: 1-1821 (606 amino acids)
Source: RefSeq, a predicted model, not a curated record